Molecule: messenger RNA, 1716 nt
Organism: Manduca sexta (tobacco hornworm)
Lineage: Eukaryota; Metazoa; Arthropoda; Insecta; Lepidoptera; Sphingidae
Product: PE-PGRS family protein PE_PGRS18-like
Exons: 1
Coding region: 167-1699 (510 amino acids)
Source: RefSeq, a predicted model, not a curated record
CGGCCAGCAAUCGACCAAAUUGUCGCACGACUCUACAUUCUGGAAUUAUACAUGGAACGGAGCAGUCACGUCAACAAGUUAGUUAUCUUGUAGAGAGUUAAUAUUGCGCAUUUGCAUCUUCUAUUAGAUAGUUCUGUAUUGAUAUACAUGUAAAACGUCUAUUAACAUGAAGCUUUGUGUAGCAGCAUUUUUGCUGUUGAUAAUAAUAAUAUGUGUCGAAGCAAAGAAAAUUUCUGGAAGUCGCAGUUCUUCCGGAUCCAGUCGAGGUUCCAGUAGAAAGACGAGUUACAAACCACAACCAGCACCGACACCGUUUGGAUAUCCACAACCUUCGGCACCCAAACCCACAUUAUUUGGAUGGCAAGAGUCUGCGAAAAAGACUCAAACAUUAUCGUCAUGGCAACAAAAACCAUCUUCUGGGCAAAAACAUUCAUACCCUUCGAGUCAAACUGGAUUAUCUGGCAGUAAUCAACCAAGGCAGCCUCCAAAAUAUCAAGAUAGUGUUCAGAAAAAUAGUGCUCCACAAAACUCGCCUUCGCAACCAUCACAAACACUAAAUAACCGCCAACCAAGUCAUUCGUAUCCGCCAACAAACGGUCUUUCCGGAAAUCCAGGUAACGGUUACCCUUCUCAAAGCGUGUCUGGACAAGUGCAAAGUCAACGACAUAAUUAUCCACAACCGCAAGGAAAUGGAUAUCCCCAACCACACGGAGGUACUUAUCCCCAACAAGGAUCUGGUCUCUCUGGUGCUGGAGGACCACCUCCUCCAUAUUCAGGUAAUAAUCCGGCUUAUAAUGGAGGAUCAUAUCAAGCCAAUAAUUAUGGGAAUCAAUAUCAUCAUCCACAAGGCCCUCCACCACCGUAUAAUAUUGGAACUAACAAUGGAGGCUUUGGAGGACACGGAGGCUUUGGUGGACACGGAGGAUAUAAUCCAGCAUAUACUCCUCAAAUGCCUGGAUACUUUGGAAAUUAUGGAAACGCAGGCAAAGGAUUUAGUGGUGUAAGUCGUACGGGUAGUGCGCUUACUGGUAUCGGGAUAGCCGGAGCUGGAGUUGGAACUAUUUUGACCGGAUUGGCUCUCUGGAAUUUAGCCCGUAGCACUGGUCAGCAUCACCACACGGUUAUAUAUGACAACAGAGGUCAGCCCGUUGCAGUAGCACCAUCAAACGACACAGCGGCGCCGGCUCUUGAUCCAAUAUUGGCUGACUUAGUAAAUUGCACAUUAACAAUAAGUACGGAUAGUGGAACUGAAGUGCUUGGGAUACCUUGCGCAAUUGCUACAUCUUUUACUCCAGAUGCUGAUGUAAAAAAUCUUGAUAAUAAUGGUGAUAAUAAAGAUAACACUAAAUGUAUUGUAGGAGUUGUAACAAAAAGUGGUAAAGAAUACACGACUACUAUUCCAUGUUCAACUUUGCUGAACACAGCUGCAGAAAAUAAUGUGACUGAACCACCUAUACUAGAUAAUGUGACGGAAACUGCUAAUCUGACAAUGGAAUCGGCGCAAGAUGUUAUAAUCUCUGGGCUACCUACAGCUGUAAAACGUACAGAAUCAGGCAGUGAGGGGAAUAAAAAUAAUAGCAUUAGUUGUGAGUUGCAACCUGAUGGUAUUCCAGAUCCAAUUAAUCCUUGCUAUUCCGUUACUCAUAAUUUGACGGUUAUUCCGUUACCUUCGACCACAACAUCGAAGCUUGAAACGUAAAAGAAACCACAUUGUUA